GUUUAGCCUCAAGCUCUUGCAACAUCACCAGGAACCUCGGUCUCGCGCGAUCGUAAACAACAAGAGACGAAACAGUCCCGAAACAGAGAACUUAUGACGAGGUGGCAGUGCACCGAUCGGCUCGGCAACCCGGGCACGUGCUCGUUCACCUCCGCCUUCCUUUCACCACACACCACACCCUCACCUCCCUUCACAUUACUAUAUACGAUGUCUGCACGCCGGCAGGCAUCCAGCACUUCGCUCUCCAAGUUCGCGCGGGGCGCCGAUCCCGCGCUCAUGGACCGCACGACAGACUACUGCAACGCCUUCUGGGGCAUGGGCGAUGGCGGGGUGGAUGUGCUGUUCGCGCGGAUGCGCGGCGCGGCACGGACGAUGGAGGAGCUAAGGAGCUUCUGGAAAGAAAGGGCUGUUGUGGAGGAAGAGUACGCGAAGAGGCUGGGAAAGCUUGCCAAGGUGCCACUGGGACGGGAUGAGAUCGGAGACUUACGCAACUCAUUGGACACUAUCAAGACCGAGACCGAGAAACAAGCAGGGGCACAUCUCAACCUCGCGCAUCAAAUUCGAAACAGUCUGGAAGGGCUGACUGCGACCUUCGUAGCUAAGCAGCAGCACCAUAAGAAAUUGUACCAGGGAGCUGUCGAAAAGGAAUUCAAGGCCAAGCAGACACAGGAGGGCUACGUGAUCAAAGCGCGCGACAAAUACGAGAACGACUGCCUGCGGAUCAACUCAUACACAGCGCAGCUGGGACUGGUGCAGGGCAAAGAUGCAGAGCGGAUACACCUGAAGCUCGAAAGGGCGCAACAGACGGUUGCGCAGAAUGAACGGGACUUCGCCAACUUCACGAGGGCGCUGGGGGAGACGGUGGGGAAAUGGGAAUCAGCUUGGAGGACAUUCUGCGAUAGCUGCCAGGAUCUGGAAGAUGACCGGCUGGAAUUCACGAAGAACAACAUGUGGGCAUACGCGAACGCAGUUUCCUCGGUCUGCGUGCUUGAUGAUGAGUCUUGUGAGCAUAUACGACUCACUCUGGAAGAGAUGGAACCAGAAAAAGAUCAGGAGAACUUUGUGCGAAAUUAUGGGACAGGGAAUCAGAUACCGGAUCCGCCCAUCUUCGUUAACUUCACGGAUCCCAAUGCCAUUCCAUCAGCGUCCGCCCGUCAUACCUUCCGGAUAGCCAGCUUUGAACGCUCGACGCAGCGAGUUCCGACAGAGGACUAUGCGUCUCAGCCCGCCCCCCAGCCUGACCCUGCGGAGAUCGUCACAACAAACAUCGCAGGUCGCGGUGCUGGUGCCGGUGGUGUGACGCCAGCUACGACGGGCACACAGUCUUCACCUGCACCUUAUGCUGCUGCGGGAUCAUCGUCGGGGAUUUCUGCCGGGCAGGUCCAUCAGCCCCAACCACAUGCGGCAACGGAACACAACGACAGAGCCAGCAUGAUGAUGGCGGCGAACCACCUCACGCCGUCCUCCCAGCAGUCGCCGACCAAUUAUGUGAACGGCUCGCUCUCGCGUGCCACAACUACCGCGUCGAAGCCUUCUCCGCAUCGGGUUGCGCCACCACGUGAGGAUCCCCCCGCAGAGGAGACGUACAUGCGGAUUGGGGAGAAUGCGUACCGGGUGGAUGCGCACAAGGAUCCCUCACAGCCUGGGCCGUCACGGGCCAGUGCUACUCCGAGUGGGUUUGAUCCACUGGCGAAGCAGAUGGAGGAUCUGCAGCUGGCUGCAGCGACGGUUCGGAGGAAAAGCACGCGCAGGACGACGGUCGACAUGUCCCACCCCACAUCGCAGCCUGUUCAGCAACAACAGGCGCUUGCUCCUCGACCGAGUUCCAUGGGGCCGGGGUCGAUAUUGCCGCCGAUGCACCAGAUUUCUCGGUCCCCGUCGCCAGGGCCCGGACGCGACUACCAGCAGUCGGCUGAUUCAGUCGUAGGGUCGCAUCCUGCUGCCUCGCGGCCCGCCUCGCCGAAUCCGGCGCCAAUCACGGCAGCAUUCAUGCGACCAUCGUCGACCGUGCCACCCGGCGCGGAGAUGAUCACCGACGUGCUGAGUGACUACCACCAGUCUCUCCCCGGCGAACGGAAGAGUGUCAGCCGCUCGAACAGCCGCAGGAGCAGCUACGUCGGGCCCGGGCACAUGUCGAACCCGAGCCAGAGCUCGCAGAUGAGCGCUGGGCACAAUUUGGGGCGACCGCCGAGCACGGGCUUCGCCGGGGUCGGCUCUAUGUCGAGGAGCAGCAGCCCGCAGCCAAUGGCGAUGGGACCCGCGCGAACGCCGAGUCCUGGGCUGGCGAUGGCAAUGGUGCCGGUGAACCGGGCGCCGAGUCCCGGGCCGGCGUAUCGUCAGAGUCUCGUUGCCCCGGGCAGCAGCAUCAACCGACAAGGCUCGACGAGUCCCAAUCCUGUGGGGAUUGCUAUUGACUCGACGGGGAGGGUCACACACGACGAUAUGGCCAUGCGGUACCACCAUCAACAGCAGAUCCAGGCACGCCAGCCGUCGCCCCAGCCGAGGCAACGUCAGAGCAUGCAGUCCAGCGGGUUUGCACCGAUCUCUCAGCAUCAGCAACCCCAGCAGCAGCAGCCGCAGCAGCCGCAACUGACCGGUCCACAACGCCGCCUGAGUUAUAUGGGGCCAGCGGCAAUCACAGCACCUCCCCCGCCGCCGAUCCAGCAGGCUUACAACUCCUACCAACAGCCCCCACCGCAGCAACACCAGCAGCAGCUUUCGGGCUUUGCACCAUCCCAGCAGUCGUUUGCUUCGAAUGCGUACCAGCAGCAACAGCAACAGCAACCGUAUCAGCAGUUGCAGCAGCAGCAGCAGCCGGUAUACAACGGCCAGGGACUGCAGCGCGGUCCUUCGACAAACAACUAUUACGCGGAUCCACGGCAGCAGCUCGUUCGUGCAAAUCACCAGCCUCCUCCCCAACAGCAGCAGCAGCAAAUCCAGGCGCCACCCCCGCAGCCGCAGCAGCAGCAACUCGUGCGAGUCCCUCCGAUCCAGCAGCAACGCACGCCCUCCCCCGCAGGCAGGCAGCGGACGUCGGACGGAAAAUGGAUCCAGUUCUACGUCCGGGCUUUGUUUGACUACCGGGCCACGAUCGAGGAGGAGUUCGAUUUCCAGGAGGGCGAUAUCAUCGCUGUGACGGAGACGCCGGAGGACGGCUGGUGGCACGGGGAGCUGCUGGACGACGCAAGGCGGGUCCCCGGGAAGUCGGUCUUCCCCAGCAAUUUCACGGUCAUGUUCUGAUCUGUACUGACGGCCUUUUUUGCUUUCGUAUGUUGUAAGUAGAUAUACAUGUGUAACAUCUAUGCAAUGCGCUUACGUA
Messenger RNA from Mycena citricolor, 3319 nucleotides. The record is from the annotation of a GenBank genome assembly. NCBI's taxonomy places the organism in Eukaryota, Fungi, Basidiomycota, Agaricomycetes, Agaricales, Mycenaceae.